AUGAACUUUCCUGAUAUGGAUUCACUCAGAUCUCGCCAGGCUUCUAUAGUAGCAUCAAACUUUCGAGUUAAUGACAGGGCAUCUGUGAACGAGAGGGGGUCUUUGCGUCGACCAACAAUGACGCAAGACUCGCGACGACCCACAAUUACUCGCCCAGAAGAGGUAGCAAAGUCUGCGUUUGGGGACGAUAAUGACAAAGACGAGUCCUUUUUGGUUGAUGCAAGUCUGAUGCAACGAACUAAAUCUGUGCUGUUUAACGUCUUGUUCUUCACGGUAUAUGGAAAUCAUUCCUCCACUGUGUUGGGGCUGCUGGCUAUGGUGAUUGAAGAUCUCCAAAUCCCAGUUUUCUAUCUAUCGUCGCGUCUCUCUGCGGUCUACUACGUACCUGAUGUGGUCGGGAAUGCUGUAGAAACCCGUUAUGAGAAAUAUGGAAUCACACUCUUCACCGCUUUCUUCGGAGUCGCAGCUGGGCUGGUUUUCCUCACCGCACUCAACAUUCUAUGGGUUGCAUAUGGGUUUGUUCGAGGACACCACAAAUAUGUCUGGCCGAUAACGACACUUCGGUUGUUGGGAGCUUUUGUUCCAACCGUACUCUUCAUACCCAUUUUGGACAUUUUGACUACAUCCUUUGAUUGCAGUGACUCAGUUACGACUGGAUUCGGCAGUCUCGCGUGUACCUCCGUCACCCGAAUGCCAUUCAUAAUAGUCUCGUCUGUGACAAUUUUCACCUUUCUGCCUGUAACUUUCUUGAUCAAUCUGCUCUUCCUCGAUGCAGACCCGGUUAACAAAGAUCCCGGCGCCAAGACCCACGGUCGAGUUGAGAUCGUGUAUGCGGUGUUGAAGACUAUCCUUUCAUUCGUGUGGAAAGUCAGUCCUGAUGGCAACAUGUUGGCCAAAGUUGGUGUGGUGCUAUGUCUAUCACUGACAAUGCUUCUGUUCUCGAUCUUUUACUACCCUUAUUACAAUUCGAGGAUCAACCAUAUGAGGAUUGCAACCUACUUUGCUUCAACAUGCCUCGGUCUUGUAUCGAUGGUCGCUACAGUCAUAACCUUUUACACUGGAGCCUCGCAAGGGCCGUCAGUGUACAUGUUGCUUCUCUCCGCCUUUUUUCCAGCUUGGAUUGUUGGCUACUUCGGAUCUCAGACAUGGCUCAGCUACAUUCAACAAUCAACAAUGACACGUCUUGCAGCAUACACAGAAGGAAAGACAGAAUAUCCAGUAUUUUGGGUUUGGCCUCAUGUUGAAAUCGUCGCCCGUAGCUUCAUUGCUACGUUGAACGCUCGAAACCGACACCCAAAGCCGCAACAACGCGACUCUAUUUUGAAUGUCUUCAAACAUGGUCAAAAGGAAUUCCCGCAUCAUAGCUACAUGCAUGUACAAAGAGCAACAUACUAUUUGUAUGUUGGUGCCUCUAAGAACGAGUUCAACAAGGCUCUUAAAAAAUCAGAGGAGCUACACCCUGCUUUUGAUGGCCAAUUUCAAUGUCAUUUCAUGUCGCAAAUGAACAACCAAAACCAUCAAGCAACCUUCCUGGGUCCUGAAAUUCGACUAGACGUUGCUUCAUUUGCUGAGUUUCGUAAAUUGGACAAGACUGCCAAAGUCAACCAUCAAUUGGCACUGCAAUGGCAAAAGGUGUUGUGGCAAUCUGUGCAGAGAUCUCAUGUCACACUCGAAUACUUGGAAGCAAUAUCGGCCGAAUUGUAUGCACGCUCAGAAGAUGCCAAUGAAGCUUACGGACAGUUGGUCACUCGUUUCCCAAAAUCUGAAGUUUUGCUAAGAUUUUACGCUAAAUGUCUUGAGGUGACAAACGAGGCUGUAAAAGCAGCAGCACUACUGGCUAGAGCCGAUGCUCUAGAAGAUGAAUCGAUCUGCGAAAUCCCUCUGCAGUGGGAGGAUGUCAGCGAUGGAGAGCCACCACGGCUUUUGGCCACUGUUGUUGAUCAAGACGAAGCUUCGGAAAUCAGGACUAGUCCCAACUUGCCCAUGGCGAAUGGACCGGAUGAGGACUCACAAGACGACAAUAAAGGAAAACCACCUUCUCGUCAAGGCAGCAUGAGUUCUCGGGGGUCUCGAACUGAAAACAGACAGCAACAAAUGAACCAACAAUUACGAGCUUCUUUGCUGCAGCGAAAUCUGGGAGACUUGAAAAUCGUUACUGUAGCUGCGUGGAUGAUUGGUAUUGUGUCAAUUGCUAUAGUGGUAGCUUCGUAUGUGGUCAUUUCUCAGAGCGGAUUCUCAAACACUGGACUGUCGUAUUUACAUUGGCUUGAUGCUCGGGAGUAUUUAACUCCAAUUUUGUAUCGGCGAGCUCGUCAACUUCAAGAUGCUUAUGCAGCGAAUGAUCACACCACUUUCACAAGUGUGCAGUCAGUAUUGGCCGCUGAAGCAGCAGAAUUCGAUACCAUCAACAAUGCCCUAUUGGACAACACUGACUUGUCUAACGCAAUUGCCGAAUUUUUCUAUGCUGAUUCGUCGACGCCUGUCCUGGUGUCGUUCUAUCCCACUCAAACUGACCGCAUCUGGACGAAUUACUCCUUAUACGAAGUCGGGCAAAGACUCGCUGCUUCUGGUCUUCAAUUAUCAACUAUGGAUUUCCCCUCGUUUUCAAAUAUUACAUACAAUAACUACUUUCGGUUUAUUGCCGACAACUUUUACCUUUUGCAAUUUGAAGCUUAUGAAGCAGACGUGAAUGAAUUAUACUUCACUAAACAAGCUCAAAUCAUUCAAAGCGCAACUUCAGUCACAAUUGGGUUGACUGUCUGCUUGAUUGUGGUGGUGUUGACUGCCCUGCUGAUCCUUGACUAUCGUGUUCAGAUCUUCCGCAAUAAGCAACGUCUAACACUCGAUAUUUUCAAGAAAGUGCCCAAGGGCUCAGCACAAGACAUCAUUCAGCGGCUAGAGGAAGCUCAAUCUGAAGAUGUCUUUGGAUCAGACACUUUGAGUUUUGAAGCCAGAUCUGCUUUGGAAAUGAAGAUCAGAGGUGGUUCUAGUGCAAGACUUUAUGUCCGCCUUCAGACAGCGUUUUAUGGAUUAACACUGACUGCACUGGUCUGCGUUUUUGCCGUGACCAAUCUUAAUGCAUUGUACGAAGUCGGACAACUGUUUGCAAUGCAUGACCAGUUUUCAGACAUGAUUACUUAUGGAGUCAGAGGAGCUGCUAUAAUCAAGGAUCUCGUGAAUCCCGAUUGGAUGACCUGGGGAAAUGAUACAUAUAUUCUGGAUGCUUUAAGUAGUCAAGCGGGUGAACUGAAUGAUGCGUACAAUGUUGUUCUUUAUGGUGAUGAUACCCGUUAUCCGCCAUCUCCCAUGCAAAACGACUAUCCACCAGACUUGGCGCACUACUGGACUGGUCACAUUUGCUUGGCUAAUGAUUCAUCCGUGUGCCAAAACCGUGUGUACAACUCAUCUUUUGGCUUCUCUUCAUCCUUGGUGAAUUCUGGGUUGAUUCACCUGACUGAUCAGCUUGUCAAUUUGCUUUCAAACAGUGCAAUUGCUGCAGAUAACGACAACUUUGUCAGUGAUCCUAAUGUUGUUGCACUUUUUGACGCGGUGCUUGAGCCUGACUAUUUGGACGGAAUGACCCGAUGUCUGGACGAGACGUUGAUCCUCGGCAACUCAAUCAUCAAUAAUGCCACAGUCAGGUUCAUGGAGAAUUGCAUCGUUGAUAUGAUUGUUCGAUUACCAUUAUCAGUCAGAAACCUCCCGGAUGUGCACGACUUCAUGUCCAACUUACAAGGACAGGGCCCGAGUGAUUCAAAAGACUCAUUAGUUUCCAAGAAAGUGAUAUCUUUCCCAUGGUGGAAAAAACCUGCGAUUGACCAACCAGCACGCCAAGUUCCGUCAUCGACACAAGCUUCAUGGAACGCUCACCUCAGGAGGAAACACAAUGAUCAGAAGAAGCCAGUGAUAAAAACUGCUGAAGUCGAAACUCCUACUACUUUGCAGACAAUGGGAGUGGCAAGCGUUUCAAUGAUAAAGUCUGACAAUACACUGUCUCCCAAGGAAAGCCGGCCUCGGAUGCUGUCGUUUAGUGCCAAUAAUGGAGUGAUUAAAUCUGCAAGUUCUGAUGAAGACAAAGGUCUAGAUAUAGUUUGA
This is a messenger RNA of Synchytrium microbalum, 4095 nucleotides long. RefSeq lists its product as uncharacterized. The transcript has 25 exons. The record is from RefSeq and is a predicted model, not a curated record. NCBI's taxonomy places the organism in Eukaryota, Fungi, Chytridiomycota, Chytridiomycetes, Synchytriales, Synchytriaceae. The coding region runs from base 1 to 4095 and encodes 1364 amino acids.